CGUUCCUUUGGUCUUCUGUGUCAGACAUUGUCUUGGUGAGAUAAGUCCCAUUCUUCUUACUCUUCUAGCGACUUCUAGGGUUCCUCGGAUCGGGGUUUGCGGCACAUAGGAGGCAAUUUCUCGUUCAUGGCGUUGCUUAUGGAUCUGUUCUCACCGAUCGCCUCUGUCGUCAUCAGCUCGUGGAGACAUGCUCGAAGUCACUGCGCGAUGAUCACAAGGUCAUCCACCGUUUAAUGCGGAGAUGAGGGAGAUUGGCAUGUUCUCAGUGCCAGCCAGCCGUCCGGGGAUUUUGGAGAGAGAGAUCUCGUCGUAUUUACCUCAUGUAGCAUGGAUUGACGGUCGCAUAUACUUAGUCGUGGGAUGCAAGUCCAUCCUGCGGAGUCGGCUAGAUUGAUGGAUUGAUUACUCUUACGCGUGUAGGCCAAUCUGGAAAUGACGUGGCUGGCCUGGCCUGGCCAUUUACCACGCCCGUUAUCCUUGCUCGUGCAGGUGCAGCCCAGUGGUCCGACCUUUUCUUUGUCUCUCGCGCGUCAUGCCGUCAUGGAUCGUCGCACGCUUUGAUACUACGUGGGACAACAGGAAGCGGCGGAUGUCUCCCGUCUUAUGUGGUAUUCACACUGAACAUCAUGCGCCUUUUUUUUUAUUGUUUGUACCCUUUUUUUCCAUCGCGCUAUAUUGACAGUACCCACUUCGCUCCACUCUUGCUCCGACUCUAUCCUCAUCGCGGCAGUCACACCAACAGCAUUACUCGAGGGAGAGAGAGCAUGCUUUCGCUUAGCCUCGCUCGUUCUCUCGGAAGCCCGAAGAUAGACAAGUUACCACGAUAAUCAAAUUUAAAUCAAAUAAAAUAAUAUAAAACCACA
Aspergillus welwitschiae is the source of this 863-nucleotide messenger RNA. RefSeq lists its product as uncharacterized. Lineage: Eukaryota; Fungi; Ascomycota; Eurotiomycetes; Eurotiales; Aspergillaceae. The coding region runs from base 627 to 827 and encodes 66 amino acids. The transcript has a single exon. The record is from RefSeq and is a predicted model, not a curated record.